AGCUAUAUUGGAAUUGAAGCCCAUUUCCAGCUGAAAAAAAGGAGAGCUGAGCUAGAUUGGAAUUCCAGCUGAACUGAAGCCCAUUUCCACCUAAAUUGGAAUUCCAUUUCCAGCUUGAGCUAGAAUUGGAAUUGAAGCCCAUAACCGUCUCCCCUCGCAAGGAGGUCGCGGCGACUCCCGCCGUUGUACCGCUCCCCAAAAUGGCGUCUCCUCCCCUCCCCUACUCAACCUCGCCCACCCACCCGCCGAGGUAGCUCCGGCGACGGCCUCUUCCCCACCGCCGGCGAAACCCACAAAAAACUUCGGGCUCCCGCGAGGCCGUGAUGCCCCACCACGCUCCGCCCGCGCGGCCUCCUCCGCCUUCCCCGGGCACAGGGGCGGCGCCGCCGCCCCGGCCGGCGUGGAACACGAACCGCAACCUGGUGGUGACCCACCCGCUGCUCGCCCUUCUCGAGUCCUGCGCCUCCUUCCCGCGCUUCCUCCAGCUGCACGCGCUGCUCACCGUCUCCGGCCUCGCCGCGGGCCGCUUCCCGGCGUCCCGCCUCCUCGCCUUCUGCGCCCUCUCCACGCCGCCCCGCGUCGGCCACGCCGCCGCCAUCCUCGCCCGCGCCCCCGCCCCCGGCCCUAACGCCUACAUGCUCGCCACCAUGAUGCGCGCCUUCCUCCGCGCCCGCCUCCCGCGCCGCGCCCUCGCGCUCUUCCGCCGCGUGGUCCGCCAAGCCCUCCCCGCCGACGCGCGCACGCUCGUCUUCGCGCUCAAGGCCGCCGCGGCCGCCGAGCACGGGCCGUCGUCCGCGGGCGGGGAGGGCGUCCACUGCGUCGCCCUCAAGUGGGGGUUCGUCGGCCGGAGCGUGCUCGUCGGGAACGCGCUGGUGCACCUCUACGCGGACCACGGGUCGUUGGCGCGUGCGCGGAGGGUGUUCGACGAAAUGUCCGAGAGGGACGUCGUCUCCUGGACGACCAUGGUGGACGGGUACGCGCGGAGAGGGAUGGCUGACGAUGCCUGGCACGUGUUUUGCAGGAUGGUGGUGGCCGGGGGCCAGCAGCCGAAUGAGGUGACGCUGGUUGCGGCGCUGUCGGCGAUUGGGCAGAUGGGACUGCUAGCGCUGGGAAGGAGGGUGCAUAGUUAUGUUGCAGAGGGUGGUGUGGGUGGAAGUGUUAGCUUGGCGAAUGCGCUGAUCGACAUGUUUGGGAAAUUCGGGUGCGUGCCCUCUGCCAGGGAGGUUUUCAACGGCAUGGCGGCCAAGGAUGUGUACUCCUGGACGACCAUGGUUAACGUUUAUGCAAAGUGUGGUCACCUGGAGAGUGCAGCUCAGCUGUUUGAGGAUAUGCCUAGGAGGAACGCAGUUUCUUGGAGUUGCAUCAUCGCUGCUUACUCGCAGGCAAAUCAGCCUGAGGAAGCAGUGAGGUUGUUUAAAAAGAUGAUUGAAGAAAAUGUUGAGCCGAUUAACGCUACCCUUGUGAGUGUGCUUCCGGCGUGUGCUCAGUUGGGUUGCCUGGAUCUUGGUAGGUGGAUAUAUGAUAACUACAUUGUCAGUGGCAAGGCUGUACUUACCGUAAAUUUAUGCAAUGCAUUCAUUGAUAUGUAUGCAAAAUGUGGAGAUUUGGAUGCAGCAUCAAGGUUAUUUGCUGAGAUGGGAGAGAGAAAUGUAGUGAGUUGGAAUUCGAUGGUCAUGGCCCAUGCUGUGCACGGUCAGUCUGAAGAAGUCCUUCAUCUCUUUGAGCAGUUGAAAGGAACAGGUAUUCUGCCUGAUGAGAUCACAUUCCUUGGGCUACUUUCUGCAUGCAGUCAUAGUGGGUUGGUUUCAGAAGGGCGUCGGUAUUUUAAAGAAAUGAAAAUGGGCUAUCAGAUUGAACCCAAAGCAGAACACUAUGCAUGCAUGAUCGAUCUUUUGGGGAAAAGUGGACUUCUUGAAGAGGCACUUGAAGUUGCAAAUGGUAUGCCAAUGGAAGCUGGUGAGGCCGGUUGGGGUGCUCUUUUGAAUGCAUGCAGAGUGCAGGGCAAUGUAGAGAUUGGUGAAUGCGCUGCAGAUAAGCUAGUAAAACUCGAUCCAUUGGACAGUGGAAUCUAUGUACUUAUGUGCCAAAUAUAUGCAAAUAAAAGUAAAUGGGAUCAGGUGAAGAUGCUGAGGAUGUUGAUGAGAGAUAGAGGGGUAAAGAAGAAUCCUGGAUAUAGUUCUAUUGAAGUGGAUGGAAAAUUUCAUGAGUUUUUGGUGGCAGAUGUUUCACAUGUUCAGUCAGAAGAUAUUUAUGCAGCAUUGAAUAACAUUUAUUUCCAUUUAAAAUUGGAAGGUUAUGUUCCUCUAACUUGACAUGAGUGUGGUGGCAAUGCUUUCGUCCUUGUUCAUGCACCUCAUAAUAGCCAUGGCUGUAGAUAGAAAACAAAAACUUGGCAACAGACAGCAUUUCAUAUAUUUAAAGCUCAGCUUCGUGCAAUUGUGCUGUACAUAGUUUUGACCUGCUGUGAUACAUUCAGUCCAUUCAAUGGCUCAAGAAAGAGAUGAAUUGCCUAUGUCUUAAAAAGAAAUUCAUGGACAGGAAAAGGGCCAUUCUGAUUUGUUAUGCAGUAGUCUAGGUUUGAUCAGAUUUUGUCAUGUGGAGAAACUAUUAUACUGUUAAGGAACUUGAUUGACCCACGACUAAUUCUGACCAAACUAUAACCAGCUGUAGAGCUUUUACAUGGUGAAACAUAUUACUUCCAUUCCAGUAUCCAAAAUGCGCUUUGGAAAGACUUUCUCAAUGUUAUUAAGGAAUACUAGGUGAAAUGACCUUAACUGAUCUUAAGGAUCAAACGGCCAAACAGGUGAGCAGAAUCAGAGUUUCCAGAGUUUACCUCAGUCCAUCUUGAGAGCAGACCGAUUCGGAUUCGACUCAGAUCGCAGGUUCUGCACGAAGUCACGCUCACAGUUGCCACCCUCUAGCACAACUUUAGCCUCCCCGGAGAUGCUAGCCCAGCAAAUGACCAAACGUUGGAAGCCUCUUCAAACUGAUAAUCAUUUCCUUUUUGAGACAAGAUCCUCCUGAUCGUGAUCAGGCUGAUCUUAAUACUGCAGUAGCUCAAGCUUAGGGGUCUCUCCCUUUAGAAAUUCCGUGGGUUUGAGCUUACCUGGGGAACUCAGCUCCAGCACCAUUAGGCUCAGGACUGAUUCACCCCAAGGAAAGGAGGUUGACCUCUUCUACCUCAAACGAAUCUUUCCGCAGACGCAGGAUGGCUAGGUUUGGUAGGCUCCCAAGGACUUGUAUGGUGGCACCAUGAUCUGAUAUCAUGGAGCUCCGCAGCUUGAGCUUGGCCAGGUUUUUGAGCCCACCAUUGAUCCAUGCUGGCAAUCUGACCAGAUUGCCGUACAGCUUCAGGCUCUCAAGGUUUUUCAGAGGCGUAGACAGACCAUCCAAGCAGCCAAAUAAACCAGGCUUCCCCUCAGACUGCACCUACAAUGUUUCUAGGGAGCUGAGACUAUAAAGGGCCGAAUAUAGCUCUCCACUGUCGCUGUCAUUGACGUCUGUCACUCCCAGCUUGUGCAGCCCGGUGAGACUCGCUACCUCUCGGAGAGUGGCCUUCCUCCUCGAGACAUUAAUGACACCCAGUGUGUGCAUCUCUUUCGAGUCUGUGGAUCCCUCUGGGCACCGUAAUACUGUGUGGGCUCUGGCGUGUCACUUGCCAGAAAACACCCCUAGAAAAGGGGAAAAAAGUUGAGUCCUUGGAGGUCCUUGCAGAUGCCCAACGUUCUAUUGUCUAAAAACCAGUGAUGCUGAGGUGAAUCCAUCGGAGCCAGAACACACCAUUAGGCUUUCUGAGUUGAUGAGAGGACCGACGCGAACGCCAGUGACCUGGGAUUGUCUCUGGGUUUCUUGGAUCCCAGAUCCAUCGCACCACUCCGACCUCGUUGGAGAAAGACGCCAGAUCAGCCCUCCAACAGACGCUUGCCCAGUUCUAGCGAAGCAAACACCUCCCACAUGCCAGCAUUGUUGCCAACCAGGAUGAUAACCACUGGCCAUGCUCCUGAAAUAAUCUUCACAAACUCCACCACUGUGGUGAAGGAGACGCCGCAGCAACAGGGUUGGAAUCAGAAGAUAACAUACACUGGCACGCGGCAACACCUGAAAACUCUAGACCCGCCGCCCUAGAGGAAUGACGGAAGACAAACCCCAUGAGAACUCCUUGUCGCUGCCUCCGCCAUGGACACCGUGAGGUGGAUCUAGAGUCGCAGGAGACUUAUUCUACACGUUGCCGCCACUACCACCGGAGCGCCGUCACAUGACACACCGACCUUGACCCUAACUAUGAGGCCAAAGCAGAGGACUACUCUCCCCCCUCCCUCCUGCCGCCGCAGCGGCAAGCAGAGGGAGAGGGGACCAACUGCCUCAUCGGCGGAGAUCAGGAGGAGCAGAGUCACCUUCCUAUUUGCCUCACUCUUGUGUUAGAG
Triticum aestivum (bread wheat) is the source of this 4424-nucleotide messenger RNA. Its product is annotated as pentatricopeptide repeat-containing protein At2g22410, mitochondrial. The transcript has 3 exons. Bases 324 to 2312 code for a protein of 662 amino acids. Gene Ontology annotation, molecular function: RNA binding; protein binding. Lineage: Eukaryota; Viridiplantae; Streptophyta; Magnoliopsida; Poales; Poaceae. Gene Ontology annotation, biological process: RNA modification. The record is from RefSeq and is a predicted model, not a curated record.